Coffea eugenioides is the source of this 2077-nucleotide messenger RNA. Its product is annotated as putative F-box/FBD/LRR-repeat protein At5g22670. The record is from RefSeq and is a predicted model, not a curated record. Lineage: Eukaryota; Viridiplantae; Streptophyta; Magnoliopsida; Gentianales; Rubiaceae. The coding region runs from base 232 to 1590 and encodes 452 amino acids. The transcript is spliced from 4 exons. Gene Ontology annotation, molecular function: protein binding.
CCAAAUAUAUGUGUAAGAAGAAUUUCCCCUCCCUAUUUACAGCCUCUCUCCACUUAUUACCCUUUUUGUCCGUUUUACCUUUACCCUCAACACUUCCUAGUUCCUACUGCGCCCCUUCUUCUUUCGCCACCGCCCUCAACUCCAGCAACCCAAGUGCAGGGACUGAUCGACCCCGUCUGAGUUUUUAUUAAUUCCCUUUUCCCCCAGUUUUUUGAUAGGAAGUUAGUUGUGAUGGACCCAAAUUUGAAGCUGGCCAGCAGUAGAAGCUCCGCCAGUCCCAAACAACUGCAUAUUGCUGAUAGUAGUGAUAUGAUUAGCAACUUGCCUGAUGCUGUUCUUGGUUGCAUUCUAUCACUAGUUCCAACAAAAGAUGCCAUGAGAACAAGUGUCCUGUCAAAAAGAUGGAAAGGACUGUGGCUUUCUGUUUCGCAUUAUGUGUUUGAUGAACAUUCUCAAGGAGACAGGAUGCUGUUUGUGAACCUUUUGAACAGAGUGAUUCAUCGAGAAACAUAUAUUGAUAAACUGUCAAUUUCAUGUCGUGACUUACAUGAUCCAUUGCUUCUUCAUUCGUUCCUGUGCAAUGUUAGAGAGCUUAAUCUUAGUUUUUCGGAAUUUGAUGGCCCAUUCAACUUUCCUAGUUCUGCAUGUUCUCUUGAAUCUCUCAUUUCUUUCAAACUGAAGCUAUGCUAUAAUGUUCUCAAGCUUCCAUCUAAUAUCUGUUUUUCCAGUUUGAAGACCUUACAUCUUGAGUGCAUAACUUUUCCAGAUAAUCCUUCAAAUCAGCAGCUAUUUUCAAAUUGCUGUAUGCUUGAGCAUUUAGUUUUGGAUAAAUGUAGAUGGACAACUCAUAAUAAUGUCAUCCAUGCUCCCAAAGUUAGGAAUCUAACCAUACAUGACGAGUUGAUUGAACGUUUUACCAUAAGCAAGUUUGUGAUCACAAUCAUUGGAUCAGAAAUUCAAUUCCUUAAAUACAAGGGUGGUCUUGAGAAUGAAUAUAUCCUCGCAGACCAGCCAUCAUUAGCUGUAGCAGAUAUCCAUGUUGCUGAGGUGCCACGUCUCUUUGACAAUGACAGAAUCGUUGCCUUCCGUGCAUUUCUCCUUCUCACAAAGCUGAAGAAUGCAAGAUGUCUAACAAUUACACCUGAUACUGCUGAGGUCAUUACCAGUUAUGAACGUGAAUGUCCUAUGCCGUGGCCUGAUUUCAACAAUUUAACCAAACUGGAAAUUACUGAAUCUUCAAUGGAUUUAACUUGUGAUUUGUUAUUAUUGCUCAUCAGUAGAGCAAAUUGUCUGCAGUCUCUUGCAUUUUCCCAGGGAAUCUUUGUACCUGAGGAUGAAGACUGGGAGUGGGAUCAUGUUCCUGAGUGCUUCUCAACACAUCUUAGGAAUAUCCAUAUUGGGGAUCUGUGUGGAUAUCCUUAUGAGCUCUCUAUACUAGGUUUUUUCUUGAAGCACGCAAUGGUUCUGCAAAAGAUGGUUAUAUCUUUUUCGGUUGACAUGACAGAAAGCUUAGAGAAACAGGGGGUCAUACGUGCAAAGUUGCUAGCGCUGCCGAGAGGCUCAAUUUCAUGUGUAAUUGACUUCUGCUAAGUUUUUAAAGCUCACAGUUUGAGUUUGCAAGGAAGCUGUUUACAUUUGCCUAGGGGCGAAGGAUUUUUGCCUGAUCUAAUAUUACUUUGAUAGAUGCAUCUCUGGAGUUUUCGCAUUGCAGUGGAAGCCAAUGUACCGGGGGGCCUCAGAAAUUGUUUGCAUGUCUCUUUGCUUGGUGAUGAUGUGGGUACAUUUGCCAAGGAGGCAAAACUCAAAAUAGUUAUGAAAGAAAAUGUGAUGUCCCCACCCUAAUGCUCAGUUAUUUUUCUCCUUGUUCAUUUCUUACACCAUUCGAUUGCAUUUAUAAAUUAGAUCACAGAUGAUGUUUUGAACAAAUAGCAAAGACAGAAAGAAAUCUCCUGGUAUGGUCAUUUUGUACCAACUUUCGCAGCUUACUUGGGGGUAGCAACCCUAUAUAGCCCAUUGGAGCUCAGUGUACAAAUGACCUGAACUUGUAUGUGCAAAACAUUAGUACAUUCUUUGCUUA